Molecule: messenger RNA, 2037 nt
Organism: Lodderomyces orthopsilosis Co 90-125
Lineage: Eukaryota; Fungi; Ascomycota; Pichiomycetes; Serinales; Debaryomycetaceae
Exons: 1
Coding region: 1-2037 (678 amino acids)
Biological process (GO): peptidyl-threonine phosphorylation; peptidyl-serine phosphorylation
Molecular function (GO): ATP binding; protein serine/threonine kinase activity
Source: RefSeq, a predicted model, not a curated record
AUGGCACUUUUUGAAGAUCAGUUUUCAAAUAUCGAUAUCAACAAAUCACCAAGAAGGCGAAAAGCUUAUCCACAACAUCUAUAUCCCAGAGAUCUGACUCCAUCACAUGAAAGUGUUCAACAAUCGCAAUUAGAAACUCCGAAGAGAUAUCCUAGCAACGAUAUCAAAUCACAGAGUACCGUAAGGCAACAGCAGCGCGUGCAAAGCGACAAUUCCCAGACAACAUGCCCUCUUUCCGAAACCGCAGUGUCAAAAAAGGACUUUCAAUUCUCAUUCAUGAGAGCAACUUCAUCAUCGAUUCAAAAGCGGCAAAGCUCAAAUACACUUAACAUAUCUCUGUCGUCUGCCAGCUCUGUCAAUAACCCUUCGUAUGUCAAAAAGAGACAAGAAUAUUCGAGACACCUAUCGCAUAACUACCGAGGAAGAAGAGUAACUCUGGGCCAAAAUUUUACAAAGGGUGUUAAUGCCAUAACCCCUCUUGACUUUGAUUAUUUAAAUGAUUCCCCUUCGAAGAGUUCAAAUAGUAAAACACAGACCCUGUCAAAUGAAAGAUCACCAUCCAAACCCAGGCGGCACGUGACACAGCCUAUUUCUGGUCUGUCUGACGUAUUUCAGAGACUAUAUACGCUGAAAUCAAAAUUGAAUGGUACAAAACCCCAAAGUCCAAGUGUUGGUGUACCAAAAUACUCUAAAGGGGAGAAGGUUCAAACAAUUAAGGGGCUCUACAAUAUGUUGUAUCGAAAAGACGCCAUGUUAUUCAGGCAUUCGAAUUAUGAUGCAUCCACGUCGUUCUUACAGAAACCUGUUGGUGUCAAUACUAUAUCAUUGAACCUGCUCAACAUAUACGAAAGGGGAGAAAUUGUACGAAAGGAUAGUUUAUACUAUGUACCGACAUCCCACGAACGCAACAUCAAUUUAAAGAGUUAUGGUAACAAUUUUGGAUUCGAUGACAACUCGGGAAAUUAUAUCGUACUUCCAAAUGAUCACAUUGACUACAGGUUUCAAAUAUUGCAAAGCAUUGGUAAUGGGUCUUUCGGAAAUGUAAUCCUAGCAAAGGAUCACAAAUAUACAGGAGACAAUCUAGUUGCUAUCAAAAUCAUCAACAACAACUUCAAUUCAUCUAUUCAAUCUGUCAAUGAAAUAAAGAUGCUCAAGCACAUGAAAGGGAGGCAACAUGAAAACAUUAUUGAGUUUUACGAACACUUCAACUUUAGAAGUCAUAUAUGCAUUGUUACCGAGGUUCUAUCACUAAAUCUAUACUCGGUUCUUGAAAUUACCCGGUUUCAAGGAUUUUCCAUAGAUUUAGUUAAACAAUUCGCCAGAAAGAUAUUAAGUGGCCUCGCUUAUUUGCAUUCUUUGAAAAUCGUACAUUGCGACAUCAAACCUGAGAAUAUUAUGAUCAAAUUACCAGAAGAUCCACAAGACGAAAAUCUCGUUGUUAAGAUAAUAGACUUCGGCUCUUCAUGUUUCAAUGAUAAAAAGACAUUCACAUACAUCCAAUCAAGAUUUUACAGGGCCCCAGAAAUCAUAUUAGGUGCAAACUAUGACAACAAAAUUGACAUUUGGUCACUAGGUUGCCUCUUGGCCGAGCUCUUUACAGGAUCCCCUCUAUUAGCUGGGAAAAAUGAAAUUGAUCAAAUUGGGUUGAUGUUGGAAAUUUUCGGUGCCCCUAAUUCAUCGACCAUUUUGAAGAUGCGAUCAAGAUUAACAAGAAGCUUGCUCCAGUCAUCGGAAAAGAUAAACUUGUCGUUGAAUACACCCAACGAAAAACAAAUCAAAAAGACAUUAUUAUAUAAGAUUUUUGAUCUCAAUGGUAAGAUCAACAUGUCUAUCUUGAAUCAUUACAAAACAGCAACAAAUUCAACAAAAAAACAAUUUAGAUUGAAUUCGAAAAGCUUGGAAGUUUGUUUAGGCAUUGGGAGUGCGGGAUCAACAUCCGCAAAACAAUUCACUAAUUUCUUACGACACGCGUUCGUAUGGGAACCUAUGGAAAGAGCUAGUGUAGACGAUUUACUCCAAGAUGAGUUUCUCGGUUAA